AUGGUCUCCGCAUCCAAAGCCGCCCGCGACGCCAAGCGCGCCGCCGCCGGCAAGGAAAAGAAGACUCCUGCCUCCAAGGUCUCCUCUAAGGCCGCAUCCAAGAAUGCGUCAAAGGCCAACUCAGUCGACGGAGACGAGGCUCAGGACCUAGAGCUGAAUGAGGAGGUACAGAAUCUCACUUCGCAGACAGACAAGCUCGGUAUCUCAGACCGUGUUACUACCGGUGUGCUGGCGUCCCUCGAGGCAUCGCGAGACGUCAAGAUCACUUCCGCCUCGCUCGUGUUCCACGGCCGCGUCCUUUUCAACGACACAACCCUCGAGGUCAACUACGGCCGCCGCUACGGUCUCCUAGGUGAGAACGGGUGCGGAAAGUCGACCUUACUCAAAGCUAUCGACUGCCGCGAGUUCCCUUUCCCGGAGCACAUCGACAUCUACUUGCUGGACAAGGGUGCGCCAGCUACUGAGCUGGGUGCGCUAGACUGGGUUGUGCGCGAGGCCGAAAAUGAGCUUGCCCGCCUAGAGAAGCUCGCCGAGGAGAUCUUAGAGAAGGAUGGCCCGGACAGCCCUGUGCUCGAGGAGAUCUACGAGAAACAAGAAGAGAUGGACCCCUCUACUUUCCACGUCCGCGCUGGUAUCAUCUUGACUGGUCUCGGUUUCAACAAGAAAACUAUCCAGAAGAAGACCAAGGACAUGUCCGGUGGCUGGAAGAUGAGAGUUGCCCUCGCCAAGGCCCUUUUCGUCAAGCCCUCGCUUCUCUUGCUCGAUGACCCGACUGCCCAUUUGGACUUGGAGGCCUGUGUGUGGUUGGAGGAGUACAUGAAGAAGUGGGACCGUACCCUCAUCCUCGUUUCGCACUCCAUGGACUUCUUGAACGGUGUCUGCACCAAUAUGAUCGAUAUGCGUCAGAAGCAGCUCUUGUACUAUGGCGGUAACUACGACACAUACAUCAAGACGCGUACUGAGCAGGAAGUCAACCAGACCAAGGCAUAUGAGAAGCAGCAGGAUGAGAUCAAGCACAUCAAGAAGUUCAUCGCUUCCGCGGGUACUUAUGCCAACUUGGUCCGACAAGCCAAGUCUAGGCAGAAGAUCCUCGAUAAGAUGGAGGCGGACGGCUUCAUCCAGCCUGUCAUUGCUGACCGAGUCUUCACCUUCCGCUUCGCUGAAGUUGAGAAGCUUCCUCCUCCUGUGCUUUCGCUCGACGACGUAACCUUUUCGUAUUCUGGCAAGGCCGAAGAUAACCUGUACGAGCACCUUGACUUUGGUGUCGACAUGGACUCCCGAACAGCUCUUGUCGGACCCAACGGUGUCGGAAAGUCCACUCUCCUCAAGAUUUUCACAGGAGCGCUGUCACCAACUGGGGGUGUUGUUUCCCGACACACUCACUUGAAGCUAGGUGUGUACAGCCAGCACUCAGCUGAACAGCUCGAUCUCACGAAGUCGGCUCUUGACUUCGUCCGCGACAAGUUCUCCCACAUUUCCCAGGAUUACCAAUACUGGCGGCAACAGCUUGGCCGCUACGGCAUGACUGGUGAAGGCCAAACGGCCAAGAUGGCCACGCUUUCCGAAGGCCAAAAGAGCCGUAUCGUUUUCGCGCUGCUGGCCAUUGAAAGUCCCAACAUGAUCUUGCUUGACGAGCCUACCAACGGACUGGACAUCCCUACGAUUGACAGUCUGGCGGACGCAAUCAACGUUUUCAGUGGUGGUGUCGUCGUCGUGUCCCACGACUUCCGAUUGCUUGACAAGAUCGCCAAGGACAUCAUGGUGUGCGAACACAAGACGGUGCGCAAGUGGGACGGCAGUAUUGCCGAAUACAAGAAGCACCUCCAGAAGAAGAUGAUCAAGGAUGGUAUCCUCAAGUGA
Messenger RNA from Didymosphaeria variabile, 1860 nucleotides. RefSeq names its product ABC transporter ATP-binding protein arb1 (gene ARB1). Lineage: Eukaryota; Fungi; Ascomycota; Dothideomycetes; Pleosporales; Didymosphaeriaceae. Bases 1 to 1860 code for a protein of 619 amino acids. Gene Ontology annotation, molecular function: ATP hydrolysis activity; ATP binding. The transcript is spliced from 3 exons. The record is from RefSeq and is a predicted model, not a curated record.